Fundulus heteroclitus (mummichog) is the source of this 1483-nucleotide messenger RNA. It is a transcript of the gene pycr1a, whose product is annotated as pyrroline-5-carboxylate reductase 1a. Gene Ontology annotation, molecular function: pyrroline-5-carboxylate reductase activity. The coding region runs from base 155 to 1120 and encodes 321 amino acids. The transcript is spliced from 9 exons. Lineage: Eukaryota; Metazoa; Chordata; Actinopteri; Cyprinodontiformes; Fundulidae. Gene Ontology annotation, biological process: L-proline biosynthetic process. The record is from RefSeq and is a predicted model, not a curated record.
GUCCUCACAGGUAGCUGCGUGACGUGGUGAGGAAGCUGGAACACGCUGGCUGUUGGGUCAUAACAUUUAGCAGCCGCGUUGUCAAUUUGAAGGAUCUUCGCUCUUUUUUUUCUCAGGAAGACCCAUCCGCUCAUCAUCAGCUGGAAACGGCACGAUGAGCGUCGGGUUCAUAGGAGCAGGCCAGCUGGCGCAGGCUCUGGUGAGAGGCUUCUCGGCUGCAGGCGUGAUUGCCACCCACAGAAUCACAGCGAGCUCUCCAGACACUGAGCUCCCCACGGUGCAGCAGCUGCGGAAGUUGGGUGUCAACUUCACCACCAGCAACAAGGAGACGGUGAGCAGAUGCGAUGUCCUCUUCCUGGCCGUGAAGCCCCACAUCAUCCCUUUUGUUCUGGACGAGAUCGGUCCAGAUAUCGAAGACCGUCACCUCAUUGUGUCCUGCGCUGCAGGCGUUACUAUCAGCUCCAUAGAGAAGAAACUGCAGCAGUACCGCAAUUCGCCAAAGGUGAUGCGCUGCAUGACCAACACUCCAGUGGUGGUGCGUGAAGGGGCCACGGUCUACGCCACGGGCACGCAUGCGGAGGUGGAGGACGGCAAGCUUCUGGAACAGCUGAUGGCGAGCGUUGGCUACUGCACCGAGGUGGAGGAGGACCUGAUCGACGCCGUCACCGGCCUGAGCGGCAGUGGGCCCGCUUACGCAUUCCUAGCUGUGGAUGCUCUUGCCGACGGUGGAGUGAAAAUGGGUCUGCCCAGGAGGCUGGCUGUACGCCUCGGAGCACAAGCCCUGCUGGGGGCCGCUCGAAUGUUGUUGGACUCAGAGCAACACCCUGGACAGCUUAAAGACAACGUUUGCUCACCAGGGGGCGCCACCAUCCACGCCCUCCAUGUCAUGGAGAGUGGGGGCUUCCGAAGCCUCCUCAUCAAUGCUGUAGAGGCGUCCUGUAUAAGAACGAGGGAGCUCCAGUUUUUGGCUGACCAAGAGAAGAUCUCCCCUGCUGCCAUCAAGAAAACCACCCUGGAUCAAGUUCUUCAGCAGCCAGGAGUCAGCGCAGAAGCCGUCGGUGUCAGAACUCGUGGGAUCAGUGUUUUUAACAGCACUAACCCCAGAUUUAAGAAGAACUGAGUUCUUUUUAGAUAGCCCUUUUGCUGCAGUGUAUGCAUUAUGGAGAGACCACUGUUUGAGAACAGCCAUAACUUCGAUCGCUGUAGAAUUGUCACUUCAUGGAGAUUAAAUCUGAUUUAUUUAGGUCAAUGCCUGGCUAAAGGAAAGGAUAUGUGAGCAACAAGAUUUGUGGGAAUUUGUUUUCUGAAUUGAUUAAAUAAAGUUGACUUUAUAGUUUGAGAUAUUGUGGGGAAACUUUGAUAGUCUUGUUGACUUUGAUAUUAUUGUACAUUUUACUGGGUAACCAAAUGGCUUUAUAAAGAUUAUUCUUGUAUUAAAACUGCUUUUUUUUCAUAAAGUUGUGCCUAUAUUAAUGUAAAAAAA